This is a messenger RNA of Patiria miniata (bat star), 4840 nucleotides long. Its product is annotated as monocarboxylate transporter 10-like. Bases 1938 to 3746 code for a protein of 602 amino acids. Lineage: Eukaryota; Metazoa; Echinodermata; Asteroidea; Valvatida; Asterinidae. The transcript is spliced from 4 exons. Gene Ontology annotation, molecular function: monocarboxylic acid transmembrane transporter activity. The record is from RefSeq and is a predicted model, not a curated record. Gene Ontology annotation, biological process: transmembrane transport.
UUUUUUUCUAUUUUGCAUGAACACACAGGAUCCGGUUGAAUUUUGUGUUUAUUGUCCCUCACUUUUUGUCUGCAAUCUGUCAAGGUGGGAGGCUGGGUAAGACUAGUCAUGUGACUUACUGCAAUUAUAAUGACCUGCUAUUUUUGCACACAAUUUCGCUGAAUGGCACUAGGUCCAGGGUUGUUUACGGUUACCGUCAGCCGCGCAGUCGUUCACCGAGCACAAAGUGCGCUGCGGCCCGCCCGCUGUUAUUGCAUCAUCACGCCGAUCAGCUGUGCUCGUAGUGGCAGCACACGAUACUCGAACAACGGACUCCCAGUCUUUCACAAUGAAGUCCAAAGUUCUCUUUUUCUUUUUCUGUGGACUUACCAACUCUUUUACUCCGUGAUUUUAUUAAGUAAAUUCGGAGCGGGGCAAGGACGAAACCUACAGGCCUACUGAUCGCUGGACAUACGGACAGAUUUGAUAAUUUGAGUGGAAAUAAUUGGUCAUUUUUACAUCGGUACGCUGCUGUGUCGCACACCGGAGGGCGGCUUCCCCGCUGGGAGAACGCACAGAGAAAGCAUCGUGUUGUGACAAUGGCUACCGUAAAAACCUCUUCUAGUUUAAAAGGACCAAGAAACUGAUCGUCAAAAAGCCCAGCUUUUGAUCUGUGUCCCGACUCAGGGGUCCACCAGGCCCACGAACUUCCAUGACGUGUGUAACUAUUUGAUCAAACGUCAAAGGCCGAUCGGUGCAGGCCUUGCGUGCAGCAAUUCCACUGGAGUGCUGCUAAAUCAAGGCUUUGACAAUCAACUGUCAACAUCAGCUGAUCGAAUUUAUGCACCGCCAUAUCUCUGGAGUAGAUUGUGUUUGUUAAACUCUUAUUAUAUUAUCAAAGUUUAGGUACGUAUACGCCAAUCCAUUGGGUCAGUACAUCCAUGGUACAUCAGUGCUAGAACUUGGGAAGAAGUUACGAACAUCGGUUGUGAGAGGAACAGUUUUCAUCGACGGUGACGAAUUUAUACUUGUGUCCCACAGCUGUCAAGUCUUCGUGUGGCGAAAGUCGGAGUGGUUUUAUCAGCUACGUCCUUGUAUAGGCCAUUGCGACACUGCCGUGCAUAUUUCCUUUCAGUGGUGUGAUGCCUUGCUGACUUAUCAUAUGUCAGUUUUGUCAUAUGGUGUUACGCAAUAGGAUGGUAGAGAGCUGUAAUAAUACUAUACAGCAGCGUCACAUUUAAUGCAUGGGUUGGGGAGUGCUAGUUCGUAUAUGCCAUAAACAAGUAUAGGCUUGCCGAUUUAUCGUGUGACUCCAGCUCUCCGAAACUUUUCGAGAAAGCCGGACAACACACUGUAUUUAUUCCUGAAUAAUGACGGCUAACAGACGGUGCUCAUCGUAGUUCACAAUCUAACAUCUUCCCCUGCUGUUAUUGUUGAGAAACGAGGGGAAACCUGAAGAUUUACUAAUCUCGCCAAGUGACAGACAAUCUUCUGGAGGUAACGUCCGUUGGUCGCCUCCAUCAUCUGCUCUGAAGUCAGUCGUGAGGAGACAGAACUUUUGUGAAUGGAGGAUAGAUUACAUCAAGAGCACGUGUCUUCAAGAAAUAAGCAUCGAUUGUCCGGUCUCGUAUUUUGUGGAUAGAUAUCUUCUGCAACUCCAAGUUUUAGGCACCCCUGAAACUGUCAUUCACCGGUUUCACUAGCCACUUUCAAACCGGCAACUGUUACAGGGAGGCAACCUCACUGUUGACAAAAUCUUACUCUAACUUAGAUUUCACGCGCCGGAUUUUACUCGCCAAAUUUCAAUCGGCAAAUUUCGAUCGCCAGUUUGUAAUUUAAAGUAAAAAGCCCCUGCACGUCUCGGGUUCUCAAGAGAUUAAUAGGGACAAACUUCCACUGGCCACAUUUUACCGGCCACAUUUACUACUUCAAAGGCCAUUUAACAGGCCAAUUCAACCAUGGGUCGAUUCCGGCGUAGCAGCAGCACCGGGAUGGAGAUCGAUAUGGACAAGCUGAGGCAGCGGCGGGCCAGCGCCUUCAUCGUCCCCCAGGAUGGGGGCUGGGGAUGGGUGGUCUGCCUGGCUUCGCUCUGGACCAACGGUACCAUCUUCGGCAUCAUCAACUCCUUCGGGGUCAUGUACGAGAAGAUCUACGAAGAAGUGGAAGGGGCCAACAACUUCAAGACUUCUUGGGCCGCUUCGCUGUGUUCCGGUCUCACCUUUAUGCUGUCCCCCAUCUCAAGUAUCCUGACCGAUCGCAUCGGCUGCCGAGCUGCCGGCAUCAUCGGCGGCGCCUUGGCCUGUGGAGGUAUGAUCGCAAGCUCCUUCGUCACGAGAAUCGAGCUGCUCUACCUUACCUAUGGGGUCAUGUCAGGGUGCGGCUUCUCCAUCGCCUACACCCCGUCUUUGGUCAUCCUUGGCCGGUACUUUCGCAGGAGGAUCGGUUUGGCGAACGGGAUAGUGACCUUCGGGAGCGGCGUCUUCACGAUCGUCUUGCCUCUUGGCUUAAAGGCCACUUUAGAAACCAUCGGGUUGUCCAACACUUUACGCGUCAUGGCAGGCCUCUGUUUCGUCAUGAUGCUAGGCGCUAUCGUCUUCCGCCCCGUGCCACUACCGGCUAAUUUCGACAUGAAGCUGUUGGAGAGUCUUGCCGAGUCGGCGCCCCGCGGAAAGCCGUCUCUGAGGAACCUCUUCGGUCUCUUGGACUUUUUGGACCUCCGGGUCUGGAAGAAGAGGAACUACAGGAUAUGGGCCAUUGGGGUACCUGUCGCUGUCUUGGGCUACUUCGUUCCGUUUGUACAUUUGGUCAAACACGUCAACAACCUGAACCUGGGAGGCAACGCUGCCAUCCUGAUCACCUGCAUCGGAGCCACCUCGGGGCUAGCUCGGCUCGUCUUCGGUAAAAUCAUCGACUCUCCCAAAGUCAACCGCAUCUACCUUCAGCAGAUCGCCUUCCUCGUCAUCGGGGUGACUUCCACCCUUCUCCCCGUGGUGAGGAACUUCUAUGCCCUCUGCGUCAUGAUGUCCAUCAUGGGUAUCUUCGACGGGAUCUUCGUGCUGCUGAUCGGCCCCAUCGCUCACGACGUGGCCGGUACGGAGGACGCCUCGCGUGGCUUGGGGUUCCUGUUCUUCAUGAUGUCGUUUCCAAUGACGGCAGGGCCGCCAAUAGCAGGUUUCAUCUACGACAAGCUGCAAGACUACACGUUGGCUUUCCUUCUAGCUGGGGCGCCCCCUAUCAUCGGCGCUUGCAUUCUCUUCUUCGUCAGGCCCGAGAGCCACGACGCCGACAGCGACGACGAUGACACUCCAUCAGACGACAGGAGCUCGGAGGACGACCUGGAGCAAUCCCGGAAGCUCCUCAACAGCAGCUCGGACACCGAUGAGUUCUGGCAGACCUCACCCUACGCCAGGAGGAAAUUCCUGGAGCUCAGAAACGCCUGGAGCCCGCCCCCACCAUGUCUGAAACCCCCUUCCAACCUGACCCCAAGGCCCAUUCUUAGCACGGGGAGCAAUAGGCCCAAGACUAACGGGUUACCAAGGAACGUUUCUGCACCGGCCAUGUUCACCUUUGACCUCGAAAGUACGCCACUAGAGGGCGUUAGCGAGACACCACCGCCAGACGUAGACGUAGACGUGAACGAGAGAUUUCUCCGGUCUGGUAGGCGGGUCACGUACGGUGACGUGGUCUACCACGGGGAAGUCUCAGAACUGAGGCCGUUGCCAGAUCCGGACAGACUUUUCAUAGAAGAACGGGUUUCGGUCGUGUGAAGAAAAUUUGUGUGUGGAUUUAGAUGACCAAAUUAUAUAAUUGUGUUUAUGUCCUCAUUGUUGUUCGAGGAUGCAAAGAUUUGAUAUUCUACGAAAAUUUAAAGAAGGUUUUAAAACUUGUUUAGAUCCCUAUACAUACCUGUUCAUAGUAUAUCAUAAAAUGGCAACCGUUUGUUUAUAUAGGUGCACCUUAAUAUCAACCUUUUAAUUAAUUAUAACACUAGUUUCGUUUGGAAAACAAAUUUGCAAAAAAAGUAAGCAAAAAAGUCUACUAAUAUCUAAGAGACCUAUUCGUGAACGAUCGGGACGCGUGACGUGCCCUUCAUGUUAUAAUAGAGAAACAAGUUUACAAAUUAAAUAUGAAAGUACAAUAUUGGAAGACAUGAGAAAUGAUCAAACUCAACUACCGUUAUAAGAGAGACAAGAAUAACGAAAUGAUGUUAUGCUGUAAAAGUGACCUUCCCUUGCUUGAGAAGACGAAUUUUACUAGUUUAUGCUCUUAUUGGUUACCUGGACUCAUUUUCGUUGUUUUCUUUGUUUUACAGUGAUUAUGUUAAUUCUUGCAUUCAAAUACCAGUAACAAAUUGGUACCCAUUUGUGGUAUAUGACUUGUGUGUGAUUUAAGACAAUAUAGAUACAAAUUGUUUUCGCGUAAUAUACUGAUUGUUUGUUUUUGCCAGAAAGUUAUCGUUGGGUACCAGCGAAAUGUAUGUGCGCUUUAUGUUGAGAUGGUUCCUGGCAAAUGUUUUGUUGACUGAACAUGGCUGAAUCUAAACUCAGUGAGUAUGAUUUUAAAAAAAUAAUUCAAUUUCGAAUUUGAAAUUGUAGAUCGAUGAAGUUGUAGAUCGAUUUGGAAAAGGGCAUUCGAUCGAGCUUUGGUAAAUUUCGUUAACGAUUGUAAUGUAGGAUAUACUGCCAUAAUGUAACUUGCAUUAGACAUGUAAUAUUUAAUGGUUUCGAUAAUUUAUAAAAUGGUUUUGGAAUUAUUGGUGCAGACAUAUUGCCAAACAUCAAAUUAUUUUUUAUUCUGGUGUCAUAUAAAAACUUGUAUGGUUUUUAAAUAUCAAAUAAAAUUUGAUAUCGCUGGAAAUAUA